AUGGCUUCAAAGAGAAGGGGACCUCUACAGAUUAUCCGCAAAGAUACAGAGACGAUUAAAAAGAAGGUUGAUGUUCUUGUAAAGGACGUGCUCAACAAAAGUGAAUCCUCACACGAUUUACUCCAGAGGUGUCAAGGGCUACAGAGAGAUGGAGAAAAUAUACUAAAAGCACUUAAUGCUUUGACAAAGGCAGAUGAACCAGCUCCUGUGGGGAACUAUGAUCAAAGGAAGCAGGAGGAGGCGACUAAACUGCAGAACAUCCUGAAACAUUUAGAGACCUUGUUUUUGGAGCUGUCGCCACCAGGACCCAGCUCUAUAUUAAAUGAUGUAACAACUAGAGAAGGUGAGGAAGAGGAUGACGAGGAUGAAGAAGAUAGUGAGGAUGACAGCCUCUCGCAUCCAGAGCUCUGGACAGUCCUCGAUACUUUUACUGGGGAGCAGGAGGGAGAUCUAAGUGUUAAGAAAGGAGAUGUUUUAACCAUUAUAACAAAAACAUCUGAUGGUUGGUGGCUAGCCCAAAAUGUUGAAGGAAAAAGAGGAGUUGUUCCAAAAACCUUUUUAAAAAUAAAAUCUGGUGCUGGUGUGGAUCAAGAAGAGCAUGAUGAUGAUGACGAUGAUGAAGAUGACAGUGAUGAGAUGGACAAUCUCCCAGAAAAAUCAGACAAAGAAAAAUAUAGCACUGAGAAUGGAGAAAGCACUCCUCAUUCUAACUGGGACACUGUGAAAAAGGCCUUGACUGAGAUCGAUGCAACUGACGUCCUCUCUGCCAUGGGCGCCAUACCGUCGGGAUUCAGGCCAUCAACUCUGAACAAACUGCUCACAGAAGAAGGCAUAAAAUACAAAGGAAGCCAUUACCUCCAACCUGAACUCAGUCAAUCACAGCUGUCAUUCGAAGACCUGUUUUUGGACCCAGACUCGGGCAGAGUCCGCCCUAGACAUGUUAAAGUGAGCGUUUGUUUCACUCUGUGGAGCUGUAAGCAUAUUCCUACGCCUGGAGUGGGAGUGCACGUCCUCAGCAGACACAUCCAUCUCUGUGCUUUUGACGGAAACCAAGUCUUAAGCAACAUCCACACGGUCAGAGCGACGUACAAUCCCAAGAAACCCAAGACUUGGACUUUUUCACCACGGAUGACUGGUAUUCUACCCGCUCUGCUUGACGGAGACUGUUUUCUACGUUGCAACUCCUCGUCUCCAGACCUGGGAAUCCUCUUUGAACUCGGAGUCACAUUUAUAAGAAAUUCGACUGGUGAAAGAGGAGACCUGAGCUGUGGUUGGGCUUUCCUCAAACUGACAGACGAUAACGGAAUGCUGCUUCCCAAUAGAACCUAUGAGCUGUCAGUUUGUGGUGGAACGCCUUUUGAGAAAGAUGUGCCAGUGGAGGUUUCUGCCACAAAAGGAUCUCCAACUAGUGUUUUCCAGCAGAUGCUCAAGUCCAGACAGCAGCCCAAACUCAUCAUUAAAAUAAAAUCUGCCGGCAGCCGCACCAGGAUAGGGCUCAGCCUCCUGCCAGACUCUCUGCUGCACAGUGUGAGCUGCAUCCAGCUGCUCACACUGCACCGACAGCUGCUCGCUGACGCCCUGCUGAUGGAGCGGCCCACCAUGCAGAGCGCAGCUCUGAUGUGCAGCCCAGUUCUCGCCACCUUUCCUCUGAUUGUGGAUCAAGUGGAUCUGCUGGAUGCUCUCAGGAGUGCCUGGAUGGAUGUUUACACCAGUAUGAGCCGAUCACAGAAGAGAGACUUGUCCCAUGUGAAGCAGGAGUUUCACAGAGUCUACAUGUCGUCUGCCUACUUCCUCCUCCACGCAGCUUCACUACCGAGUUACCGCUGGGCUGAUCCCUCCACAGAGGAGCAGAGAGCGCGCCUCAUCUACACCGCGCUGGACUCUCUCACGCACAAACAAGCUAACACUGAAGCACUAGGGGGCGCUGAAGUCUACGUGAACUCAGACCAUGAGCACCUGCCCUUUGAUAUCACGGAGUGCACUUUUGACCUGCUCAGUGUGGCGAGGUAA
This is a messenger RNA of Knipowitschia caucasica, 2010 nucleotides long. NCBI's taxonomy places the organism in Eukaryota, Metazoa, Chordata, Actinopteri, Gobiiformes, Gobiidae. The record is from the annotation of a GenBank genome assembly.